CGAAGAAGCAGUAACAUAGUAAGUUAACAGUGAGAGAAACCGGUUAGUCACCCCCUCUGAGUGAACAAAAUUAUCACUGGCGCAGAGGACUUUUGAAAACUGUCAUUUGGUCGUGCAUGUCACUGAGAGCCUGACGUUUCUCUUAAAUGGCUGCCUCUGGCUCCUCCACCACUGAAGGAUUUCACUAUGAGACCAAGUAUGUCAUUCUUAGCUACCUCAGCCUGCUCCCACCACCAAGAUCAAGAACCUCAGAGACAGCGGAGGGAGAGAGCCAUUCUACACAGGAAGUGCAAAGAGAGCGGAAUAGCAGCCUGAAGAAACAGAUUGAGAAUGAAAUAAAGCAGCUGGAAGAGGAAAUUACGGCCUCUUUUUCCAGGACUGGUUUUGAUCAGCACACAUCCCCUGUGUUCAGUCCAGCCAAUCCAGAGAGCUCCAUAGAGGACAGUCUGGCAGUGCUGGGGGACCGCAUCUCCCGGGACCUGGACAUACACCUGUCCUCUGCCACUCACACGCUUCUGCGCAGGGAUUUGAGCUUUGAGCACUUCAGAGCAGCGGUGGAGGAGGUGUCCUCUCACGCCCAAGGAGGAUGGAGCAAGGUGUUGGUAUCCUUAGUAUUGUUACAGAACCUGCAGACUGAGGGGCAGCCGCUGGAUUCUCUGCUACAUUAUGGUUUGCGUUAUCUUGAGGAAUCACAAGCAGACUUCAUCAUUAUGCAGGGAGGAUGGGGCACUGUGUUCAGCCUGGAUGAAGGGGAGGACCCGGGUGUGAUCAUAGCUGAGGACAGUAACGAUAUUUACAUCCUGUCAGGUGAACAGGCCUCGGAUCAGCUAAGCCCUCCUGCUUCACUACUGACUCCUGGAGAUAGUAGUGGGCCGGCUUCCUGGCAGACAGAGAGUCUUCCUGUGUCUCUGACAGGACACGAGUCUUGGGCGCAGAUCGGCAUGAUGGACCCAGAAGACGCCAAGAGUCUGGACAGCGCUGAGGGAGUGGCGUUAGCCGAAGAGCAAAGCGAGAACAAUUCCUCAAACUCUGACAUUGUCCAUGUGGAACGUGAAGACGCUGAACUGCUUGAAGAAGGUGGAGAGACGGUGGAGGAAGGGGAGUUGCAGAGUAGCGUACUUAGCGUGCUGGGCAGCGAGAGCGAACUCGCCGCUGUCCGAGAAGAGGCAUCGAAUGCAGAGCCGGCUCCACCCGCACCGGAGCCGAUUGUGGAACCGAUCGUGAUGGAGAUCCCUCCACCUCCAGCCUCAAUAGAGCAAGAGCACCAAGCCACCCAUGCUGCUUCUACCGCCUCGUUGCCCGUGCCUGAGCCUGAGCUUCAAUCUCAGCCUGUUCCAGCUCCUGUGGAGCCACAGUCAUCAUCCCCACCGGAUCUAGAACCAGAAGCAACCCUGGAGCAAGUGAUACUUCCAGAGGUUGAGCUGAAGGCCUCAUCCCCGGCCUACGACUUCUCUGUCCCAGACCCUCCUGAGGUGCAGACAAAGACAGAGCCACAACCCGAGUCCUCUGACCUCCCUGUGCUGCUAUACAGCGGUGCUGCCCUGGUGGCCAUUGCUGCAGUAUUGGCCUUUGGAGCGCUGGCCUACAGGAAGAAGUAGAAAGUCUGUGAAUGUCCAUGACCUCACUGUAUCUCUUGCCCUAAUGGAGCCCUGUGGGUCACCGUGCCGCCACAAGCUAUACUUUAUGGUAAAAGUACUCCUCUGAUAUCUGUCACACCAUUUUGUUUUCUGUUCUCCUUGCUUUAUUUUGUUGGCUUGGUUCUUUAAAUCAGCUUUAUGUCUGGACGGGAACUUGCAGGUGUAAAUUCAGGUUUCUUUUGUGCUUUACUUGUGAACAUGGGAGUGAUCCGUUCACUAGGCUGUGACCUAGGUUUUGCCUGGUUCCUUAAUAUUAACGAAAGAAAAAUCAAGGCUUCAGAUCCAUAGGAAGUUCAUUUUUGUUGGUUAAGCAUUUUUAUUU
Rhinichthys klamathensis goyatoka is the source of this 1959-nucleotide messenger RNA. It is a transcript of the gene bcl2l13, whose product is annotated as BCL2 like 13. Gene Ontology annotation, cellular component: mitochondrion. Lineage: Eukaryota; Metazoa; Chordata; Actinopteri; Cypriniformes; Leuciscidae. The record is from RefSeq and is a predicted model, not a curated record. The transcript has 7 exons. The coding region runs from base 147 to 1598 and encodes 483 amino acids. Gene Ontology annotation, biological process: regulation of apoptotic process; apoptotic process.